Molecule: messenger RNA, 3965 nt
Organism: Acipenser ruthenus (sterlet)
Lineage: Eukaryota; Metazoa; Chordata; Actinopteri; Acipenseriformes; Acipenseridae
Product: calmodulin-binding transcription activator 1-like
Exons: 15
Coding region: 210-2297 (695 amino acids)
Biological process (GO): regulation of transcription by RNA polymerase II
Cellular component (GO): nucleus
Molecular function (GO): transcription coregulator activity; double-stranded DNA binding; protein binding
Source: RefSeq, a predicted model, not a curated record
UUGUUAGCUUCCGUUAAGUAAAGCGGCUUCUUCAAACACACAAACGAGAGAGGGGGGGGAAAUUUUUUUUUUUUUUUUCAAACAACAAAAAAAUCAAAGGAGAGAAAGAGAGAGAAAGAGAGAAAGAACAGCGAGUAUACCGAGGAAUGCCUUUCUCGCUUCUUACCCAAAGAAAAGGGGAGACAGUUUGCUAAAGCGGGACUCUGUGAAUGGAAAAUGAAAUAGAAGAUAACCAGUUCAGGAUGUCGAUUCUGGAAAGACUUGAGCAAAUGGAACGCAGGAUGGCUGAGAUGAGCAGCCCUCACCAGCAGGGGGCAGGAGGUCCGGCCGGGGGAGGAGGAGGGGGCGCUGGGGGCAACACCAGCCAGGCACAGUGCGUAUCGGGUCCUGGCCAGGCUGGCACCUCCUUCGAGAGCCGAGUGGUGGUGGUGUGUGAGAAGAUGAUGGGCCGGACUUGCUGGGCCAAAUCCAAACACCUGAUCCACUCCAAGACCUUCCGCGGCAUGACUCUGCUGCACCUGGCGGCCGCGCAGGGCUACGGCACGCUCAUCCAGACACUCAUCAAGUGGCGCACAAAGCACGCCGACAGCAUCGAUCUGGAGCUGGAGGUCGACCCCUUGAAUGUGGACCACUUCUCCUGCACUCCCCUGAUGUGGGCGUGCGCUCUGGGUCACAUGGAGGCAGCGGUGGUUCUGUAUAAGUGGGACCGACGGGCCCUGUCGAUCCCGGACUCGCUGGGACGGCUGCCCCUGUCCAUCGCUCGCUCGCGCGGGCACACCAAGCUGGCUGAGUGCCUGGAGCAGCUGCAGAGAGACGAGCAACAGACCCCACACCUGCCCCCGGCCCCCAGGAUGCACUUCUCCCCCGGCUCGGAGGCUGCGGAUGAGAGCUGGAUGUCGUCGUGGAGCAGCGCUGGUGCUGGAGCCGUCACGGCCUCGGAGACCCAGAAAGGGAGCAUGAGCAAUCCCAACCCAGAUUUAAGAAGACCCAGGUCCGAGCCUUCCAGCUACUACAGCACCGAAUGCCAGCGUGACCUCCCCCUAGCCAAGAAACACAAACCCAACCCUGAGCUGCUCCAGACCCGGCCCGACAAGGCCAUGUCCGUGCCUCUGAGCCUGGAGCAGCACCAGCUCCGCAGACACAGUGACGGCAACAACUCGACCAACUCCGGCAGCGGCAGCAGCGGCAUGACCUGGAGCUCCAAGGACUUCUACAGCCACGGAGGAGCGGGGAGGAAGGGAGGGGGAGGAGGAGGAGGAGGAGGAGGAGGGGCGGGGGGAGGGAGCGGUCUGGGGAGUGAGAAGCUGGUGGGCCGCCUGCGUCAGCGAGAGCCGAUCAACGUGCUGAUGAUGUCGGAGAGGGAGAUGGUGGACUCGGAGCUGCUGUCCUAUCGAGAGAACCUGGAGAACGAGGACUGCCUGACGCACAUGGACGACCUGCAGGUCAACAUGAUGACGCUGGCCGAGCAGAUCAUCGAGGCCACUCCGGAGCGGAUCAAGCGGGAGAAUUUUGUUGCCGUGGAGACCACACCGCUGGCCGAGAGAGUGGACAGCGCAGGGGUCAGCAACACCAUGAGCUGGCUGGCCAGUUACCUGGCCGACGUGGAACAGCUGCCCAGCGUCAUUCACUUACGAUCCCUGUACAGCGAGCCUCUGACCCCUUCCUCGAACCCCAGCCUGAGCCCAGCCAGCUCCCCGGUCAGCGAGGGGGGCUUCGACAAGCCCACCCUGCCCUCGGCAGCAGACUGGACUGAGUUCCUCAACGCCUCCAACAACAAGGUGGAGAGGGAGCUGGCUCAGCUCACCCUGUCCGACCCCGAGCAGAGGGAGCUGUACGAGGCAGCGCGGCUGGUGCAGACAGCCUUCCGCAAGUACAAGGGACGUCCGUUAAGAGAGCAACAGGAAGUAGCGGCUGCUGUCAUUCAACGUUGCUACAGGAAGUACAAAGAGCUUACAUGGAUAGCCUUGAAGUAUGCACUUUAUAAAAAGAUGACGCAGGCCGCCAUCCUUAUCCAGAGUAAAUUCCGCAGUUACCACGAACAGAAGAAGUUCCAGCAGAGCCGGCGCGCGGCCGUGCUCAUCCAGCAAUACUACCGCAGCUACAAGGAGUUCGGGAGACUGCAGCCCUGCCACCGCACCGCUGCCGCCGCUGCCCUCAGAAGCAGUCUGCUCACCAAGAAGCAGGACCAGGCUGCGCGCAAGAUCAUGAGGUUCCUGCGCCGCUGUCGCCACAGCCCCCUGAUGGACCAUAGACUGUACAAAAGGAGUGAAAGAAUUGAAAAAGGCCAAGGAACUUGAAGACCUGCAGCCCCACCCUCUAGCGAUGUGACAUCACUUUUCAGACUUUUUGUUUUUUUUCUGUUUAUACCAGAGACAUUUUACAAAAAAAAAACAAAAAAAAAACUUAAAGAAAUGAACAAACUAAGAAUACAGUACAGUGAGACUAAUACUACAACAACACUUUUUAUUUCAUGUUUUCUUUUCGAGGGAGAAAAGUGGCGAGGAGUCCAGUGACGUUUUAAACUUAAAUCAAGGGUUUGAUCUUCAUCGCAUUUUUUUGCACUUUUUUUUUUUUUUUUAAGGGAUCGAAUUGUUUUGUUUUCUUUUGUUUUUUUGGUUUUUUUUGCACUUUGGGAGCUAAAGCAGAGGAGCUUUACAGGAGUUCUGUGACAGCGCCUGGGAAGGAGAGAAAAGGUCGAAGGUCGGGACGCAACAAAUACCGAAUCUUAACGCAGAUGUUUUGGGACCUUGGCUCUUUUUAAAAUUUAUUUAAUAUUGUUUUAAAAGUGGCUUUUAUUCAACAUUUUCAAAAGAAACUAAACUUUAACCAAAAAUUGUUAAAAUACAGACACCCAGUUACACACGCGCGCACACACACACACAUGCCCACGCACACACACACACAUACCAAUCUGCCCUUGUCCAUGUCAAUCAAAGCAGAAGGGGUGGGGUUAACUAUGAAUGUAGGCAGGACUUGAGCAGAAAUGGGUGGGGUUUUAAUGACAGGCUCCUACAGGCAAACCCAGAAAUGAGAAUGCCAUUUACAAGAAGAUAUCUUUCUUUUUUUUUUUUUUUUUUUCUUAUGGCUAUUUUACGUUAAGCUUUUACCGCUAGCCUGCCUUUUGUGAGUCCUGUGUUGUCUAAUUAAUUCUAUUAAUAAUAAUAAUAAUAAGAAGAAAAAAAUAUAUAUAAUAAUUGCAUGUUUUGGGCAGAUUUUGUCUCUUGCAUGCUUUCAGAUGUAUUAAUUUAUUUAUUUCUGUGUUGUUUGUUUUAACAUGGUGGCGUCACCCACGUUCCUAUACCCCUCCCAAGUCAUACCCAGCGCUUUCAUUUAUACUAUUAUUAAUCUUGUUAUUGUUUUUAAUUUUGGCCUUAUUUCAUUUUUUAAGCUUUCCUUUUAAAAGAAGUAUAUCUAUAGAUAUAGAUAUAUAUAUUUAGCUGAAGUGAAGCGUUUUUUUGUUUUUUUUUUGGUGUGUAUGUUUUUUUUUAUUUAUUUAUGUAUUUAUUUGUUGUAAUUUUUUGUUUUUUUCAAUGAACUUCAAAACCCAUGACGGUUUCUGGAGGGAUAAUCACAUACAUUGCCUUGACUUCAUGGGGUCCACAUUUUGGAUCCCUGUGUCUCCCCCUGCUGGCCAGAUGAGUCCAUAUUUUUGGCUACAGAAAGGUGUCUGUAUAUAAAGAAGGGAGACGUGGAUAUGAAAAAAAAAAUAAGAUAGGGGAUUGUAUUUAAAAAAAAAAAACAAAUAUAUAUUAUUUUAUUCAUGAAAAGGGGUCAAUAACAUGGUAAGAGACAAAAAAAAAUAUUUGUAUAGUUUUGUUUGAAUGCCCAAGAAGUAUAGAUGUAUUGAUUGUACAUAGUGUAAAUAUACCGAACAAAAAGGAGUUAUGUGCAUGAAAUUUAAGACAUGAACAAACAAACAAAAAAAAGCAUUAGUGGCUAUGGUCUGUAAAAUGAAAAACAAAUAA